Molecule: messenger RNA, 608 nt
Organism: Solanum verrucosum
Lineage: Eukaryota; Viridiplantae; Streptophyta; Magnoliopsida; Solanales; Solanaceae
Product: embryo-specific protein ATS3A-like
Exons: 2
Coding region: 21-608 (195 amino acids)
Molecular function (GO): protein binding
Source: RefSeq, a predicted model, not a curated record
UCUCAAUAGAUUAAUUAAAGAUGAUAUUAAUAAGCAAAUUUAGAAUAACAUUAAUUAUUUUUAUCAUAAGUUUUAUCUUUCUUGCUUCAGGUUCGGAGGUUUCCAUCAAGCCCACAAGUGAUAGCCUUUCAACAAAAAAGAAGGAAAAGUGCACUUAUUUUGUGACAAUACAAACAACAUGUACAAAAGGUGCAGACACCACAAAUCAUGUAAGUCUAAGGUUUGGUGAUGAAAAUUCCAAUGACAUUUUAGUGAACCAUUUGAAUUCUAAACAUGUUAGAAGAGUUGAUCCAUUGGAACCACAAGUUCUUGAUGACAUCCCAAGAAAACCAUUUCAAUCUUGCAUGAUUGAUCAAUUUCAAGUCACUGGUCAAUGUGUUAAAUCACCAAUUUGUUAUCUAUAUCUUAAAUUGGCUGGAAGUGAUGAUUGGCGUCCUGGUUUUGCUCAAGUUCAAGUCUUACAAGGACCUCAUUUUAGCUCAAAUAUGUUUUAUUUUCGACGAUAUUUGCCUCGUCGUGUAUGGCAUGGAUUGGACCUUUGUGAGACACAAGUGACACCUUUUGGGUUAAAACGUAAGAGAAAUGUUUUUGGAGAUGAAGGUCCGUAG